This is a messenger RNA of Paramacrobiotus metropolitanus, 1846 nucleotides long. RefSeq names its product cAMP-dependent protein kinase type II regulatory subunit-like. Gene Ontology annotation, biological process: regulation of protein phosphorylation. The transcript is spliced from 8 exons. Bases 96 to 1349 code for a protein of 417 amino acids. Lineage: Eukaryota; Metazoa; Tardigrada; Eutardigrada; Parachela; Macrobiotidae. Gene Ontology annotation, cellular component: cAMP-dependent protein kinase complex. The record is from RefSeq and is a predicted model, not a curated record. Gene Ontology annotation, molecular function: cAMP-dependent protein kinase regulator activity.
ACUGCCCAUUAUUUUGUGGUGGUUUUGUCGUACAUUGCCGUAAUGCUCACUGAAGUAAGGAAAACCCAUAAAAAGAUAGUUCCAACACCACAUCCAUGGCGCCGGCGCCCGACCCGCCAGUUCCGACCAGCUUAAAAAAUGUCCUUGUAAAAUUUGUUUUGGAAAUAAUAAAAGAGAACAUCGGUAAUGAUGAGCUGUACGAUUUCGGAAUCAAAUUCUUUACAGAAGCAAAGAAAAAGAGAAAGAAGGCCCGUGAAAGUUGGUGGCUAUACGGCAAGCUAUCGGCCGUGGAGGACCAGAUCGAAUACGACCUGGAUGACGACGAGAGUAUCCCCCUUCACGACAGCCCGUCGUCCGAGGAAGAGCACCCGUUUCCUGAUGUGCAGAAUCCAGGCGCGCUUAAGCAGCGCCGCCAGUCAGUGCGAGCUGAAGUCUACGAUCCAGCCAAAGCGCAGGCAAUUACCGUGCCAAGCUAUCCCAAGACGAACGAGGAAGUCGAACGCCUUAUGCGAAUGGCACCCAAGAUCUUUGUGCUAAGAGCACUGGACCACGAUGCACUGCGCAAAGUUAUUGAUGCUUUGAAAAGGGUCGAUGUCUUCGAAAAACAAGACAUUAUUACACAAGGCGAUGAAGUUGCCAACGAUUUUUACAUCGUGGAUAGAGGUGUCUUCGAAGCAUUCGUUACGAACCAGAGCGGUGGUAAACGGAGAGUACAAGUGUACAACAACGAAGGCGCCUUCGGUGAACUGGCACUGAUGUACAAUCAGCCUCGUGCGGCUACCGUCACCGCGAUGACCGACGGCCGUCUGUGGGCUCUGGAUCGGCAGACGUUUCGUGUACUGGUUUUGAACACGGCAUUCCAAAAACGCGAAGGAUACAUGAAGAUGCUAGCUCAAGUCGAUCUGUUCCAAGAGCUGAAAAACUAUGAGCGUCAGAAAUUAGCGGAUGCUCUAAUGCCGCGGGUGUACAAGAAGGGGCAAAAAAUUAUUAGUCAAGGGGACCAGGCCGAUGGGAUGUACUUCGUCGAAUCCGGUGAAGUUGUUCUGAAAAAAAUGGUCGACGGCGAAACGAAGGAACUGGGAAGGACUGGACCGGGUGGAUACUUUGGCGAGCGCGCUCUGAUUACCAACCAGCCGCGAGCAGCCACUGUGUUUGCGUCAGCCAUGGACUGUCCACUAUAUAGAACUUGCUGCGGUACUCACUACGAAACAAAGUUGGCAUUUUUGGAUAAGGAAGCUUUUGAAAGACUGUUGGGACCUUGCAUUGACAUCAUGAAACGGAACGAGGCUCGUUAUCAGAAGCAAGUAGAUGAUCUAUUCGGACCAGCGCACUCAGUGCACCGAAGCUGACUACUUGGGCCGGUCGUUGUGCAAAUCGCUCUGUCGGCUUAUGCCGCUGCUUGGCUUCUAACGCGCUCGACCGGCCUAGCUCUACAAUCUGGCACUGGUGGACCAACAUCAUAAGUGGGAUCACGGUUCUCCCUGUGCAUUUGAUAAACUGAAUACGAAAAAUCCGAAGAACUGCAUGGAAACUGGACGUAUCCAUGUGCUAUGUUUCCGAAUCGUUCUGAAAAACGUUAUCAAAAAGUUUCUCAGCGUCUGUCUGGGAUGGUGGUGCCGUGCAAGAACUAACUUGGGUGACCUUUUGCUUGUGAUGGCAGUAUAGUUAUUUCAAUUUGUGCUCUCCUGUGACCUGUGGUAUCCAUAUAAUAUUUUGUAUACAUAAUAAUAUUAACACUUGUUGAAUCAUAUCUCUGUAUCAUAAUCAUAUAAUAACGGGUUUCUUCAAUUAUUGACAUAAAGAUCUCUGAAAUCCAAUGUCGUGAAAAAUCUGCAUUAAUAACGCC